GAUUAUCGAUUAGAAUCUUUGGAAUCGCGCACGUUCUCGACGUGAAAAGUUUGCCUAAAUAAUUGUGUAUCAUACGCGAGGGUGUACGUAAGUGUUCUUGAUAAAUUACGCCCGUUUGUUUGCCUUGUGUCGUUAGUAGCAACUGUCGUUGCUUUAAACAGAGAAGAUGGCAGCUUUACCGCUCGUGUAUAGAAUCCUUGAAGAAUUAAACCAGCCAACGUCCCAAUACGAUCAAGGUUUCGGCCUUGGAAUGCUUGCAGCUUUACUUUCUCGGCCGUUGCAUUAUCAGCCUAUUUGUGUAAGUGCAGCACCCAACAUAAUACAUAAGGAAGGGUUUGAGGUCAGUCUUGAUGUGCAACAAUUCAGACCUGAUGAGAUAUCUGUGAAGAAGAUUGAUGACUUCGUCGUUGUGGAAGGAAAACAUGACGAGCGAAAGGAUGGACACGGUUACGUUUCUCGUCAGUUUACCCGGCGUUAUAGGUUACCAGACGACAUAGAAGUUGACCAAAUGGUGUCAAAACUGUCGUCAGAUGGUGUGCUUACAAUAACAGCACCGAAGAAGACAUUGCCGCCUUCUGAAUCAAGGGAGCGUAUUGUUCCCAUCGUACACACAAAUCAGCCAGCUGUUGCACAGAGUGCUCCUUCUAGGGAAUCUGGAGAUAACGAGAUACAAGAAACCAUUGUGCAGUAAUUUCGUAAUGUUGAUUCCUAACAUGAAAUUAGUGGGUAUUAAAGUUUCUUUAUCUGCUUAGUAUUUGUUACCACAUAACUUUUCUUUUUUUGGCAUCGCUGUUUAAGAUUAAUCUGUAGUACAGUGCAAAUGCUUGUGUUAAGAGAUGCUAAUAAAUCUUAGUACGUUUAAUUGGUUCCUUAUGAACUUACAACAAAACUUUUGACAAUAUUGAAAAUAAAUGAAUUCAGCGAAAUUACGCAGAAUAAAA
Schistocerca gregaria is the source of this 941-nucleotide messenger RNA. Its product is annotated as protein lethal(2)essential for life-like. The record is from RefSeq and is a predicted model, not a curated record. Bases 167 to 691 code for a protein of 174 amino acids. The transcript has 4 exons. Lineage: Eukaryota; Metazoa; Arthropoda; Insecta; Orthoptera; Acrididae. Gene Ontology annotation, biological process: response to heat; protein refolding. Gene Ontology annotation, molecular function: protein folding chaperone.